GCUGGCGUGUGGGUAGCGGUAGUGUAGUAGCGGUUAGCUACGAACCGGUUCAGGGCCCUCCCCUAAGUCCACUGAGCCUCAAAUAAUUACCUGGUGCGGUGUGUAGUAAACUUCGCCACGAGGGAGACAAAGGCGGACGGGCGUGGUAGCUGGCCACCCACCCCCUCGUGUACCGCUCCGGCUUUUAUAGAAAGCCGAGCGAUGAUGCUGAUGGGACCCGCUGUACGGGGAGCUGUCCGCCGGGCGGUCGUGCUGUUCGUGGUGGGAGCGACGCUCGCGCUGCUCAUGGAGCUGCUCCUGCAGCCGCCGGCGUCGCGCUCCGGCCUCCUCUCGGCCGGCUGGUGGGUGCCGCCCGUGUGCGGCACGGCCGCCGCGGUGAUCGGGCUGCUGUACCCAUGCUUGGACAGCUGCCUGGGGGAGCCUCACAAGCUGGAGCGCGAGUGGGCGAGCGUGCUGCGCUGCGUGGCCGUGUUUGUGGGCAUCAACCACGCCAGUGCCAAACUGGAGUUUGCGAACCCGACGCAGCUGUCUCUGACGCUGGCCGCGCUCUCCCUGGGGCUCUGGUGGACGUUCGACCGCUCGCGGGGAGGCCUCGGCCUGGGCCUCGUCUGCGCUUGUACUGCCACCCUCCUCACGCAGCUGCUACUACGCUGCGGCCUCGCACAGUUCUCUGCCGACGACCUGCUGUCUGUGAGGUCAUGGCUGCCAUGCAUUUUCUUCGCGGGAGGGGUCACGGUGGGGAGCAUUGGGCGGCAGCUCGCCAUGUGCGAGGGCGAGGCCAAGCCGGAUCAUCUGCACGCCGACUGAGCGACGGGACCGCUAAGGAGCUCACGGGCUCCACGUGGGGGGGGGGGGGGAAUCGCCACCCCUCUCCCUGUCUGUUGCUAUCAUCGUCGUCAUCGCCGCUGUCGUCACGGCGACCGCGGCCUCUGCCAAAAUCGCGACGCUGCGCUCGACUGUUGCGCCACGUCGCUCGAAGCAAAUUUCUCUCAGCAUGGGGGCCGCGUCGUCUGCGCCCCCGUACGUACAAAAAAACACCGUCCGUCGCUUGCGUGCUAGCGCAGCAUGCAGCAUCCAGGUGGGAGGGGAGGGCAAACGGGGCAGGUUCCACCCCCCCCCCCGCCCCCCCCGUGACACGAGUGUCUUGGUGUGCACGUAGCACGCACGCGUGGGGGGGGGGCUGUGGUGCAGUGGUGAACUCGAUCCUUCGACGGGCACACCUGGUGCGGGGAACGUACCACAGAAGGCAUGGUGCCGGGCACACCCCGCUCCCUCGUGCGCCGCCACGCCAGCCUUUAUAGGUGCUCGCAAACAGCACUUAACACCCCCCCCCCUCCGCCCUCGUCUUUAAAGGCGAUAGCGAUCGUUUUUUCUUUCGUGUACAAUGUAUAAUUUACGUGUAUAUAACUUGCAGUGUUUGUGACUUUGUGUACGUGUGCAUGCAUUGCGUAUAUACGCGAGUGCUCUCGGAAAACAAUUUGCCCCCCCUCUCCACUUCCAACAUGGGGUGCCCCCCCUUGAUGCGAUGACACUACAGACACGUUGGGUGAACCCUCCCCCCGGCAUCGUCACGCGAAGACCGCAUGUCGCCGCAGCGUUCUUGUGCACUACUCUUUCUCCCCGAUGGGACAUGAGGCUACGAUGGUCUCUCUCGCUCGCUCCAUCUUUUCCUUCCCUUGGCUGCAUGCUGUGCCUCUUCCCCAUGACCCAAGCUCGUUGGUGACCUCAUGAGCCACAGGUCCCAUGAUUGCACGAGGUCUGCUUGCUCCCAUCAAUUUGUGUGGACGUCUUUGCCAGUCGCAACCACCGUGCUCAUCCAUUAUCCCCUCCAUGUCGUCUCCCUCUUGAAGCCAGUGGCAUCUCCAGAGCCCUCGUCCACGGUGCUGUGCCCAAACCAAAGUCUUGCCCCCCCAACACUAUCCACCCAUGGCCAAGGCACCGGGACGUUUGUAGCAGAGGUCACACUCGGGUACCCGAUACUCGUACCCUACCCGAUACCCGGCUACCCGUACCCGGCCGGGUACGGGUAUCCGUUUGCGACCCUGGUGCGGCCGUGUACGGGUACGGGUAGGCCGUGAGUCACUGGUGAGUAACCGUUUGUCACUCAUUUCCCAACGUCUUGUCUCUUCUCACAAUUCAAGUUCCUAGAAUCAACCCACCCGCGCCUGCAACAUGGCUUCAUCCCAGAGGUCGCAAUCGGGUACCCGUACCCUACCCGAUACCCGGCUGGGUAUCGGGUAGUCGGGUAGUCGGGUAGUCGGGUAUCGGGUACGGGUACCCGUUUGCGACCCUGGUGCGGCCGGGUACGGGUAAGGAAUCAAAACCCGUUUGCGACCUCUGGUUUGUAGUGGGGGGGGAUAUUGUCGGUGGAUGUGACUGGCAAAGAGGAACCCAGGCAUUGCUGGAGAAAGGAAAUGGGAGCAGGAGACAUCUCCCUCCAGAGGCGAAUCCCAGACAUCAAUCUGACCCCCUUCCAUCUGUCCCAUCCCUAGUACACUCCACGAAAUGUGAAGCUUUGCACGGCAGUAACACAGAUUGCCAAAAUAUGAAGGUGUGCCAGCCGGACUUUCGGCCGUGUUACUUGCGUGUGAUGGUCCUGUUCCCCCUCCCCCCUUCCACGUAUGCACUCCUCCUCCCUCACUCCGCGCCAGUGUUUAGACAGAAUCGCGUUCUGUGGACGCUCCAGAGUCCGAUGUUACACUCGUGUUAUUAAAAGUUUAUUUUGAUU
Molecule: messenger RNA, 2728 nt
Organism: Lethenteron reissneri (Far Eastern brook lamprey)
Lineage: Eukaryota; Metazoa; Chordata; Hyperoartia; Petromyzontiformes; Petromyzontidae
Product: insulin-induced gene 1 protein-like
Biological process (GO): cellular response to insulin stimulus; SREBP signaling pathway; cholesterol biosynthetic process
Cellular component (GO): SREBP-SCAP-Insig complex; endoplasmic reticulum
Source: RefSeq, a predicted model, not a curated record